CACAAAGCUGUCAACAGUCUCCUGCCCGCUUCAUUGUAGCUGUAUUGUCUUUUUGGACCCCCAUUGUUUCCUCAACAGCAGCUCUAUUGAGGCGUUCAUACAAGACAGUAGUGUGUUCAAUACAGAAGCAUCAAACGCUCCAGCCCUGCUCAUGGCAAAGAUGAGCUGGGCUGUCGGUACACAGUGUGUAGCCAAGGGGGACCACAGGAAACUAAAACCUGGAGAACUGGCAUACAACAAAGGAGACAUCCUCACUAUUGUUGACACGAGCACGAAGAAAGGAUAUUACCAGGCCAAACACAACACCACAGGAGAGGAGGGACUCAUAAACUCCACCAAUGUGCGUGAAAGAGAGGCUCUGCGUGUCGACCCCGGCCUCAGCCUCAUGCCCUGGUUUCAUGGGAAGAUCUCUGGUCCAGAGGCAGUGUGUAAGCUGCAGCCCUCCGAGGAUGGCCUGUUCCUGGUUCGAGAGUCCAUCCGCCAUCCCGGCGACUACGUCCUGUGUGUCAGUGUCUCUGGAGAGGUCAUCCACUAUCGGGUGAUUUAUCAGGACAGCAAGCUGACCAUCGACAACACACAGUAUUUCUACAACCUCAUUGACAUGAUAGAGUUCUACUCAAAGAACAAAGGUUCCAUUGCCACAACUCUCCUGAAGCCCAAACAAAAACAAGGAGCCAAGUCAGCUGAGUUGGAGCUGUCUAAAAAUGGAUGGCUGAUGGACAUUACAAAGCUCAUCCUGGGAGAGACUAUUGGAGAGGGGGAGUUUGGCGCUGUUUAUGAAGGAGAGUAUAUGGGCCAGAGGGUGGCAGUAAAGAUCAUAAAAUGUGAUGUCACCGCUCAGGCAUUCCUGCAGGAGACAACCGUCAUGACGAAGCUCCAGCAUAAAAACCUUGUACGAUUGUUGGGGGUCAUUCUUCACAAAGGGCUUCAUAUUGUCACAGAGCUCAUGACUAAGGGAAACCUUGUUAACUUUCUCAGGACAAGGGGACGUUCAGUCGUGAACUCAGUUCAGCUGCUCCACUUUGCUCUUGAUGUGUGUGAGGGGAUGGAGUACCUGGAGUCCAAGAAGUUGGUUCACAGAGAUUUGGCAGCUCGUAACGUGCUGGUCUCCGAUGACAAAGUGGCCAAGGUCAGCGACUUUGGGCUGACCAAGGUGGACUCAAAGGUCUCAGAUAAUGCCAAACUGCCCGUCAAAUGGACCGCCCCUGAGGGUCUGAAGAAAGAGAAAUUCUCCACGAAGUCAGAUGUUUGGAGCUACGGUGUUCUUCUGUGGGAGAUCUUCUCUUACGGUCGCCAGCCUUACCCUAAGAUGUCUCUGCAGGAGGUGAAAGAGAAAGUGGAGCAGGGCUAUCGCAUGGAGGCUCCAGAGGACUGCCCCCCUGGUGUUUACUCCCUGAUGAGGAUUUGCUGGGAGCAGGAGCCACGCAAAAGACCUGCUUUCCACAAACUGAGAGAGAAACUUGAACGAGAAAUGGCUAAAAUCAGCCCAAGCCCUGGGUCCCAGCAUCGGGAUGGGAUCAGGUCUGGAUGCUGAUCUUGGCUGGGAAUCUUGAACUCACAAGGGUGGGAAUAGAGUGCCGGCAUAUUGUCACCCCCUCCUGCAUUGGUGCUGUUCUCGCACACAUAACUGUUCCAACUGGAUUCCUUUAACCUAACGGAUGACAAGAUGAUCAUUAUGUUUCUCUGGUCAUCAUGUUAUACCAAUGAGAAAGUGUUUUAAUGUUUUUUUGUAAACGGAAUAUACUAAACAUUUAUUUAAGGGGCUCCCCUUAAAUAAAUGUUUGAAUGGGUGAAUCAAACCAAUAAUGUGAUCAGAUUUUUUGCCAAUCAUGGAUUGCCAGAGGAUGAAUCCAAAUAACUUUUUACAUUUAAAAAUAUGUUGAAAUUGCUUUUGACUACAAAAAAAGGGAUGGAUCUGAUUUCACUUUAAAUCUCUCAGACGACAAACAUUUAAAAUCAACCCACAGAGCAAUGCACAGGCACUAUUUGUAGUCUGUAGUCUGUUGACACUAUGCUUGUAGUAGCCUACUGCACCAUACAUACUGUAAGUCUGGUGAUAUUGUUUUUUUGUCAACAUGGCCCAUGUAGAGAAAAAAACAACAAUGCAUGAAUCCCACUAAUAAAUAUUGUCCAUGUA
Micropterus dolomieu (smallmouth bass) is the source of this 2137-nucleotide messenger RNA. RefSeq names its product megakaryocyte-associated tyrosine kinase (gene matk). The transcript has 13 exons. NCBI's taxonomy places the organism in Eukaryota, Metazoa, Chordata, Actinopteri, Centrarchiformes, Centrarchidae. Gene Ontology annotation, biological process: protein phosphorylation. The record is from RefSeq and is a predicted model, not a curated record. Bases 152 to 1534 code for a protein of 460 amino acids. Gene Ontology annotation, molecular function: protein binding; ATP binding; protein tyrosine kinase activity.